GGAGGUUUUCUGGUUAGCUUGAUGAGAGUGUUGUUCUUGGAAGGUACUGGUGUAGUAUGUGUUUUGGUGUUUGGAAAAAAUGAAUAAACAAUGAGAGAAUUGAGUUUAGUUAGCUGAUCAAGUUUGAACAAACAAACAAACAAAGCUCAUAAAACACAGGUAACUAACUCCACCACACUGGUCAAACCCAAAGCCUCUCUUCUCACCACACCCUUCACUCUCAGAUCUUCCCUUCAUAUUCUAAACUCACAAAACAUCCUUCACACAACAGCAACUGCAAUGUCCCUUCCCUUUUAUUUCUCCCUAUGUUUUAUUUUUUCUCUUUCAUUUAUUCUUCCGCCUCCUUCUCUGGCUGCCAACGACACCGUUCCCUGUCCCUUGAACAUCACGGUGCUCCGCGUGGUGGGUGGCGGCGCCCGUCCCUCCUUCGACUCCGGCACUCAGUGCCAUUACAUCUUGCAGGCCCUCCACCUCCUCCAGGCGGACUACCUCCGCCGCAGCAACCUCUUCGUGCCGCCGCUCAACGCCUCCGAGUCCUGCUGGACCUCCUUCCAGUCCUUCAUCAACGAAUUCGACCCGAGCAUCGAUAUCCGCUCCUCCUGCGGCCUCAAAACCGAGUGGAUCUCCCAGGGCUGCAUGAACAUCACCACAAAACAGCAGUUCGAAGCCACCGUCCCCACCGCCGCAAUCCAGGCCGUCCAAGGCAACUGCAACCAGUCCCUCGAUAACAACGCCCCCUGCGCCCUCUGCACCACCAAAAUCUCAACCCUUCUCUCCUACUUGACCGGCCCAACCGUCGGGAACGUCUCCGAUUGCCGAGCCUAUACUUCCAUCUACGCCGCCUCUCUCUCUGACCAGUAUGGUGCCACUGACCCCGGAACCGCCAAGUGCCUCUUCGGCCUCGAUUUUUCCUCCCCCGGUUCCAGCGGUAAGCGCCGAACCAUCGUUAUCGUCGUUUCCGUUUUCUGUUUUGUGGCUUUGCUUGUUCUUGCUGCGGUUUGGACUUACAUUAGAUUCAAGAAGAGGAACGAGUUUGGGGGAGGGAAGGGUGUUGGAAAAUCUGAACUUGGUUUGGGUUUGGGUUCUGGGUUGGAUUCCAUGAACCAGAGUACGACUUUGAUUAGGUUCUCUUUUGAUGAGAUUAAGAAGGCUACUAGGAACUUCUCCAGGGAUAACAUGAUCGGGAGUGGGGGUUAUGGGAACGUUUACAAAGGAAUGUUGCUGGAUGGUAGUCCAGUUGCUUUUAAAAGGUUCAAGAAUUGUUCUGUUGCCGGGGAUGCUAGCUUCACUCACGAAGUUGAGGUUAUUGCGAGUGUUCGCCAUGUGAACCUUGUUACCUUAAGAGGUUAUUGUACUGCCACCACCAAUUUAGAGGGGCACCAGAGGAUUAUUGUCACUGAUUUGAUGGAAAAUGGGAGUCUUUACGAUCAUUUAUUUGGUUCUUCCAAGAAGAAUCUCAGUUGGUCUAUUCGUCAAAAGAUUGCUCUGGGGACCGCUAGAGGAUUGGCUUAUUUGCAUUACGGGGCUCAACCUUCCAUCAUUCAUAGAGAUAUUAAAGCUAGUAACAUACUUCUGGACCAUAAGUUUGAGGCCAAGGUGGCGGAUUUCGGGUUGGCGAAGUUCAACCCAGAGGGAAUGACGCAUAUGAGCACUAGAGUGGCUGGGACUAUGGGUUAUGUUGCUCCUGAGUAUGCCUUGUAUGGACAGUUGACAGAGAGAAGUGAUGUGUUCAGUUAUGGUGUGGUGCUUCUUGAGCUUUUGAGUGGGAAAAAGGCUCUUCAAACGAACGAUGAUGGGCAACCCUCCGCACUCACUGACUUUGCUUGGUCUUUGGUUAGAAACGGUAGUGCUCUGGAUGUUGUUGAAGAUGGCAUUCCAGAGCCAGGUCCACCAGAAGUUCUUGAGAAGUAUGUGUUGAUUGCUGUGUUGUGUUCUCAUCCACAGCUAUAUGCUAGACCAACAAUGGACCAGGUUGUUAAAAUGCUGGAGACAGAUGAAUCGGUUCCUUCGUUAAUGGAUAGGCCAAUUCCUUUUAUUGCUGGGAGGAUUGACAUUGAAAAAUCUGCUCUCAGUAACUCGGGUCAGCUCUGCAGUCCAACCGGUUAUCAAGCUUAUACAUUACAAAAUCAACGCAAAUCUAUUUGUAAAGAAGAUGAGGAAGAAGAAGAAGGAAGUUCAGUGGCUGAUACUGUUACCACAGAAUGAAACUGGAAAUUGGAUUGUUUUCCUCUAGCUAGUGUAACCGUGUAGACACGAUUUUUUUAUACAUUAAGAUUUUAGAUUGUAUCUUCUUUUUAAACGUUUUUUGUUGUAAAGGGAAAAAAGGUGUACAAAAUUUGAUUCUUUUUUAUUGUAUGAAGGAAUAUAGACAAUGCCCUUCCUCUUA
This is a messenger RNA of Vigna angularis (adzuki bean), 2386 nucleotides long. RefSeq names its product probable LRR receptor-like serine/threonine-protein kinase RKF3. The coding region runs from base 280 to 2205 and encodes 641 amino acids. Gene Ontology annotation, biological process: protein phosphorylation. Gene Ontology annotation, molecular function: ATP binding; protein kinase activity. The record is from RefSeq and is a predicted model, not a curated record. NCBI's taxonomy places the organism in Eukaryota, Viridiplantae, Streptophyta, Magnoliopsida, Fabales, Fabaceae. The transcript has a single exon.